UCGCGGGCGGGGGGCUGGGGGUUGGGCCUUGUCCCCGCGGGGGGGGGGGGGGGGGGGGGGGGCGGGGGGGGGGAGUGGGUCCAAAAUUUCUACCCUAAACACUUCAACACUCCUUUCAGAUCGUGUUUCACAAAAGCAAAAGAGUGUAUUUUUCUAUUAAGUUUCUUAUUAAAAUAUAGUGGAAUUCACCAAUGAGUUCCAUCGUCUCGAAUGUGUUUAAAAUAUUUAGAAAAUUUGUCAUACUUAUUAACUUUCGUGGAUAAUUUGUUUGUUCGUUUUAAUUCAUUCCAGAAAAGAGGAUAUUUAUAUGAAGUUCGUAUAGACAUGUCAAAAGACUGAUAAAAUUUAGAUGUAACAUAGAAUACUAAGAUCAUUUUAAUAACGAUAAACAUUUUAACUGCAUGUUACAGAAGUGUUAAAGAGGUUUUUUUUCGAAGUGCACGAAGUAAAUUGGAUUAGGCUACGAAAUAAUUUUUUCUAACACUUGGAAUCACUUAUUGUAUUCUUAUUCGCAUUUUGGACAUUAAUGACUGACUUGAACGUACAGGUUUAUUUUGUUUGCCGUUUGUUUUAGGCAAAUGCAACUGUACAUGUAGCACAACCUGUAAAAUUAGCCAAAGCACUUGUUUCAACUUCACGUUUAUACAACCGUAAUAUGUUCUAUGAAUGA
Messenger RNA from Rotaria sp. Silwood2, 670 nucleotides. NCBI's taxonomy places the organism in Eukaryota, Metazoa, Rotifera, Eurotatoria, Philodinida, Philodinidae. The record is from the annotation of a GenBank genome assembly.